UCUCUCUCUGCCACCACUAUAAGAAAGUCUCUCUCAUAGGCUGCCGGUUUAGUUUGAGUGCAUAUCCGGAGCUCGAGAAUCUGGCGCAAUACCAGCUAGCUUAUUGUGCUAUCAUCAUUAUCAUCAUCAUCAUCAUCAUAUUAUACUUUGUUCCCGCUUCCUCCUCCCUCCUAGAGGAACUGCACUGCACUGCACCGACCGACCUACCACCUACCUACCUGAGACUAACCUACCCGAGACUGGUAUUAGCUGCUGCUGCUGCUGCUGCUACUACCUCCUACCACCUCCUGCUACUACUCGUCCUUCCUCGACGGGCGCGUGACCUGCUCUGGACCCGAGAGGUCAUUUUGUCUGUCUGCUGUUGCUUCGCACUCUACUCCGUCUCCGCCCAUUGUGUGAGGGCGAGAGGCCUGCUUGCGACGACAGACGACAACGACAACGAUAACGACAAACGACGAUAACGACACCGACAACUACGACACCAACAACCACGACCACGACAACCACGACACCGACAACUACGACACCGACAAUCACGACACCGACAAUCACGACACCGACAACCACGGCGACAAACGACGACGACAUCGCUGUGGCCUGAAUCGUCCACAUCGACCAUACCAGCCAGUAUGGCCUUCCAACAACCGCAGCAGCGCCCACGUCCCACACGACACCUGUCAAUCGAUCAGCCCUCGCAGCAACAGACUCCCGCUCCCACAUCGCCUGCGACACGACGGACUACCGAAGAAUCGCAGGAAUGGAUCCUGUUCUCGCCCCAGAACGACGAAUAUAGCGCGACAGGCACCUCACGAACACCCCGGACUGCGACACAUCGGACACACUCCGACAUCGCCUCGUUGGAGACACACGUCCGGUCGGAAAACAACCCCGACGACAGUGGCACAUGUCUGGGUACGGAAGCCGACGAGCUGGAUAGUCUCGACGACGGCCUCCACGCCUUCCACCACCACCACCACCAACACCACCCCUUCACCGAUCCCUCGAACCUCGACCAGAGCGGAGGGACGGUGCUACCCACCCACGAUGGCUUUGGCACCUUCCCCUCCGGCAUCGACCUGCAAGAGCAUCUAUGGCAGUUUGAACGAUAUAAUCCGCACCGACGGAGCACAAAGCAACAUGCACGGCGCCGCAGUAGUGUCCAGCGCAGAAUGGACGAAAUCGAAGUCGAGCAAGAUGUCACUCCCGAGGACGAGCGGACGGCUCGCAUCGAGAAGUGGCGAUUGGACCAGAGUAAAGCAGUGCUGGAAGAGAUUGAGCGGGAAACUAGACGUCGGAGACGGCGACUCAGUCGCAUGGCCACGGGCACCAGUGCUGCGGGGGAUGAUGUUCGAACUAGUCUACCAGAUGAAGCUCUCUCACGACUACUCACGCGUCAGGACUCUGCCAUCACCAUCGACGCCGCCACGGAUCAUCAGCCUCCGAGCGAGUCGUGGUGGCGAAGAAUCACUCGCAAAGUGAUCAAGGACCUGAUCGGUCUGGAUGAAGCCACGCUUGCCGUCAUCUUUGGAGAGCAACUGGUAGACGAUGCCUCGCCCACCCCCACACGGCCUUCGCCACUUGCUGCGCGCGCCAUGGAAGAGUCACGAGUCGCAUUCCAAGACGCAGAUCCCGCAUGGGAAGUGAAGCUCCUCGAUCGCAUCGCACGCGAGCUGGGCAUCUUGGUCCACACCCUCUCGGAAGCCGAUGGCUCUGCCUUUCAGUCGUACAAGAACACGCAGCGGGAGGAAUUCGAGUAUGCAGGUCUCCCACGCAAUACUCCACGCCAGCUAUCUCUCCGACAACGUCGACGAGAAGAGAAAACCACGCGGCCCGGGACAGCGCCGACGGAAAAUGCUUUUGUGCCCACGGUGCCACUGUCGCCUCUCUCGUCGGGCACCGGGCCGGGCGAUACAUCGUUAUGGGGCAUCGAAGAAGAGCCCGAUCAUGUCAUUGAUGAUGAGGAAGCGACGAAGCUACAGCAAGAACGAGAGUACUGGGAGCGUGACCUGGACGUAAAGAUGGUCUUUUCCUACCUCAAGAAUCGCUUCUCGAGUGCGGAAGCAGCUGAACCAGCAGCCCCCACCACUGCUGCUGCAGACUCCAUUGGUCCCCUGCCCGCAUCCUGGGCGACUGUUCCCACCCAGUCCGCCAUGGGCACCUCGCCACAAAGCCAGCGCCGCCAAGAGAUUAUUCGCCAGCAGCACCCACUCGUAUCUCGAGCAGCCGAGCGUGCGGUAGAGCGUGCGCAAGCACACGCGGCACAUGCGCGAAGACGAGAGACGCUGUUGAAGAAACACCAAAUGGAGCAGCUUGCCCGAAAACGAACCGGACACAGCAGCUGCGCUAGCCAAAGCACCAAGAGGAGUCGACACACCAAGAGCGGCAGUUCGCGACAUUACUGGGAUAUUGGUGGAAGCACAGGGAGCAUGCACAGUGGCCAGGCCAUGUCCUCUGCCCUCGGCGGAUGGGGAGAAGUGUGAGUUGCUCACUCGCGUAACGAUACUCGCUACGAUUGACCAUUCCCCACUUUAAACGAGAAAGAGAAAGAGAGAGAAAGAAAGAGAGACAGGGCAGGAGAGCCGUCUCAAUUCGCCUUGUAUCAUUUCAUCUCCAUAUACCACUUCGCUCAGUCGGCAUUUUUCAAGCGAUUACAUGAACCAUGAUGCAUCCGUGUACACGAUAGAUAUUACCGUAUGGAGAGAUUUUUCC
This is a messenger RNA of Sphaerulina musiva SO2202, 2709 nucleotides long. RefSeq lists its product as uncharacterized. The record is from RefSeq and is a predicted model, not a curated record. The transcript has a single exon. The coding region runs from base 630 to 2480 and encodes 616 amino acids. NCBI's taxonomy places the organism in Eukaryota, Fungi, Ascomycota, Dothideomycetes, Mycosphaerellales, Mycosphaerellaceae.